Molecule: messenger RNA, 330 nt
Organism: Nipponia nippon (crested ibis)
Lineage: Eukaryota; Metazoa; Chordata; Aves; Pelecaniformes; Threskiornithidae
Gene: PPP1R1C
Product: protein phosphatase 1 regulatory inhibitor subunit 1C
Biological process (GO): intracellular signal transduction
Cellular component (GO): cytoplasm
Molecular function (GO): protein phosphatase inhibitor activity
Source: RefSeq, a predicted model, not a curated record
AUGGAGCCCAACAGCCCUAAAAAAAUACAGUUUGCUGUGCCACUGUUUCAGAGUCAAAUAGAUCCCGAGGCAGCUGAGCAGAUCAGGAAAAGAAGGCCUACACCAGCAUCACUCGUCAUCAUGAAUGAACACGUGCCCCCAGAAAAAGAUGAGAAGAGAACAAACAUUUCACAGGCAGAGUCCCAGAGCGCCUCUCCCAAGCAAAGGAAGCAGAGCGUCUUCACCCCGCCUGCCCUCAAAGGGAUUAAGCAUCUGAAGAGUCAGAAUGAUUCGGCAUUUCCAGAGGAAGAAGAGGGAGUUAGUGAACGGGAAGAGGAGUGGGGCCAUUAA